CAAAAAAAAAAAUAAAAACAAUAAUAACAUACAAAUAGCAAAUUGUCUCUCAAUGACAAAGAAAUUAUAAAUAAAUACUAAAAUAACAAAAACAAUUUGAAGCAAAGCUUGAAUAUUUACAUAUAAAAAAAUGACUAACGUAAAAUAUUUGUAAUGGUGUAAUGUCUUCUGUAAUACUGGUAUCACUUUGCGUUAUUCGCAUUGAAAUAAUUGAUCCUGAUAUUGAAGAAACAGCAGAAUCAAUGGCAGCUAGAAAAAUUCGUGGUUGUCGUGAACCACGCGAUAUAACUGUUGAAACAUAUGCAAAUAUAACUGAAGGUCCAGUUGCUCUAUUAUCAUCAUCAUCAUCAUCACUAUCAGGUUCCAGUAAAUCAUAUUCAUCAUCAAGACCAAAUUCUGAAGAAAAAACAUUACCAAAUAUUGAUACAAUUGAAGCAACAUCAUCAUCAACAACAACAACAUCACAAACAGAUCAAAUAAAUUUUAUAUCUGGUAAUCCAUUUGUUGAAGUAACAAAAGGAAUUUUACAUCUCUAUAAAGAAGAUGAAUUAACUAAAAUUCAUCAAGCAGCUAAAAGAAGUAAUACAAUAUGUAUAUUAUCAGUUCCAGCAACAAUGACAUGUCAUGAUUUAUUAACAUUUACAGCAGCAUGUCAUCAAGAUAUACAACAUUUUCGUAUAAUAAGAGAUAAUAAUCCAAAUCAAUAUAUGGCACUAAUAACAAUGCGUUCAUCAACAGCAGCAAGUGAAUUUUAUGGUACAUAUAAUGGUGCACCAUAUAAUUCACUUGAGCCAGAUGUUGUUUGUCAUAUGGUAUUUGUAUCAAGAGUUGAAAUUGGUGAUAGUGGUAUGUCAAUAAAUGGUCAUACAGAAUUACCAUCAUGUCCAGUUUGUUUAGAAAGAAUGGAUGAAAGUGUUGAUGGUAUAUUAACAAUAUUAUGUAAUCAUACAUUUCAUUCAAGUUGUCUUGUUAAAUGGGGUGAUAUAUCAUGUCCAGUAUGUCGUUAUGCACAAACACCAGAACCACUUGGUGAUAGUCAUUGUAUGGAAUGUGUUGCUGAUACAAAUAAUGAUGCAUUAUGGAUAUGUUUAAUAUGUGGACAUAUUGGAUGUUCACGUUAUCAUGAGGGUCAUGCAUUUGAACAUUAUCGUGAUACACAUCAUUGUUAUGCAAUGCAAUUAGGUAAUAAUAGAGUAUGGGAUUAUGUUGGUGAUAAUUUUGUUCAUCGUUUAUUACAAGAUAAAGAUGGUAAAAUGGUUGAAGGUGGACAAGAAACAUUAAAAUGUGAAGAUGGUGCUGCUGUUGAUGAAAAAGUUGAUGCUGUACAACUUGAAUUUACAUAUUUAUUAACAUCACAAUUAGAAACACAACGACAAUAUUUUGAAGAUCGUUUAAGUCGCAUUGAACAACGUUCAUUAACUGAAGUUAGUGAAUUACGAGAAAAGCUUAAUCAAUUAAAUAUAGAUAAUUCAAUGAUUCAAGAAAAACUAAUGGCAAUAACAAAAGAAAAACAAUUACAUGAAAAAAAAUUACAACAUUCAAAUGUUAAACUUGGACAAACACAAAAAGAAUUGUCAGAGGAAAAAGCAUUGAGAAAAUCAUUAGAAUUAAAUCAAACAAGUUGGCAAUCAAAGCUGAAAAUACUUGAAAAAGAUUUGCUAGAAUCUAAAACAACAAAAGAACGUGAAAUUAAUAAUUUACGUGAACAAGUACGUGAUUUAAUGUUUUUUUUGGAGGCACAAAAUCAAAUUGAAAAAUCAGUUCUUAAAGAGGAUCUUGUUGGUGGUACAGUAAUUGUUCCUGAAGCAUCGACAACGUCAAAUGAUACAUCAACACGAUCACGUCGUCAUCGAAAACAUUAAAGCUAGCUUCUUUUUUUUUUUUUUUUUUUUUCAAUAAAUAAAUUAAUUACAUUAAUCAUCAUUUAAUUGUUAUAAUAAUAUCGAACAAAAAUAUUUAUUUAAUAUAUUUUUAAUUUAAAAAUACACAACUGGCUUUUCUUUUUCUUUUUUUUUGUUUGUGUUGUUAGACGACAUCUAGAUUUAUACCAGUUGAGAAAAAUAAUAAUAUAUAUAUAUAUAGUGUAAUUAUUAGUCUUGUCUUUUUUAUUCUUAAUAAUACAUUAUUAUUAAAUAUUGCAACAUGUUGAGAAAAAACAAAAGAAAAAAAAAUUGUGCAAUUUUUUUUUUUUUUUCUUUUUUUAUGAUUAGAUUAUUUUUUUAUGAUACAACUCACGUAGAAAUUUUGUGCGUAAGAUAUCAUAUCAUUUUAGUUUCAUUCAUUCAUUCAUAUUUUUUUGAAUGAUAUUGAUAAUAAAUAAUAAAUUUUUUAAUAAUAAUGAUCCAUCAGUUAAAGAGAAGGCACGCCUGCGACUGAUUUACAAAUUUUGGCAAUUUUUUUUUUUGUUAAUUAUAUAUUUUUUUUUGUGGAGUAUUUAAAAAAAAAGAAAAUUAAUUUUAAUCAACUCCAUUAUUGACUGAAUUUGAUGCUUUAACUUUACGUUUUUGUGUUUGUCUUUGAUGUUCAUAUUCAAAAU
This is a messenger RNA of Aphidius gifuensis, 2536 nucleotides long. Its product is annotated as BRCA1-associated protein. The coding region runs from base 162 to 1862 and encodes 566 amino acids. Gene Ontology annotation, biological process: protein ubiquitination; Ras protein signal transduction. Gene Ontology annotation, molecular function: ubiquitin protein ligase activity; zinc ion binding. Lineage: Eukaryota; Metazoa; Arthropoda; Insecta; Hymenoptera; Braconidae. The transcript is spliced from 2 exons. Gene Ontology annotation, cellular component: cytoplasm. The record is from RefSeq and is a predicted model, not a curated record.